AUGUCGAGAGAAGACCGAGCAGCCCUGACUGUCGUCCUCAAAACGGCACGACACAACGGAAUCCAAUUUGAAGUGCCGUUACCCUGGCGAACGGGAUCCAACCGACUGCCAGACAAUCGAGAAAUAGCACUCCACAGGCUCAACUACCUGAAGGCUCGAUUGAAGAGGAACGCGCAGUUGAAGGAAGCCUACUGUAACGCCAUGAAACGCGAUCUAGAGUUGGGAUAUGUCGAACGCGCAAUGAGAGAAAUCAAAAAGGAGUAA
Echinostoma caproni is the source of this 264-nucleotide messenger RNA. Lineage: Eukaryota; Metazoa; Platyhelminthes; Trematoda; Plagiorchiida; Echinostomatidae. The record is from the annotation of a GenBank genome assembly.